GGAAGGAUGGUCUUUUCAAUAAACAUUACUUGGUCAAUUAGAUAAUUUUAUGGGAAAAAUUAAUCUAACUCUUAUCACACCAUUCACAAAAAGCAAUUCCAAGUGGACUGCAGAUAUAAAUGUGAAAUAUCUUAGAAAGACAAGAUUUCUUAAAAAGGGCAGAAAAAGCACCAAGGGAUAAAAUGAUAAGUUGGAAUAUAUGAAGAUUAAAAACUUUUGUUAAUCAAAACAUCAUUAAGAUACUGAAAAAGCAACUCACAGUAGGAGAGGCUGUUUGAAAUACACAGAUCUGAAAAAGAACUUGUGUCUAACACGUAUAACGGAUUCCUACAAAUCAACAUGGAAAAUAUAAAACACGCCAACAGGAAAAUGAGAAGACUCGGCUACUUUACAAAAAGAUAGCCAAAUGGGGAAAUCAAAACUACAUGAAAAGGUUCCCAAUCCAUUAGACAUUAGGUAAAUGCAGAUUAAAACCACCAAAAGACACGUCCAUCACAGACGCGCCAGAAUAGUGAAAAUAAAAGAUGGCAGAAGCAGUAGAAAUAGUUUCUUGUGAGACCAAAAGUGGGUGUCGCGAGACUGAAGGCUAAGUAUCGCGAGAUCGAACGACGGAUGUCGCGAAUCCGAAGGGUGUGGCGUUUGCUUGAGUUCGUCUUUGUGAGAGAAGCAAACGUCAGGAAAUAGCUGGUCAGGCUCCUUUACCACCAUGAGCGUCCCGCGUGGGGUCGACGGGAUCCCUCUCCCCCAGACCCGCCAUUUCCCUGUUCCUGACCACGCGCUGGAAGACCCAGACCCACAGCAGUGCCGGAAGCGUCUAGAGGAAGCGGAGGUGAGGCAGGUGGUGACCGAGACAGGCGAGGGCAGCUUGGGGAUCGUUGCACUCCCACCACCCCAGCUUCUGGAGGAGGGGUGCGCACCGCGGGACCCCGCGGACUGUGGCCCUACUCCCCAGAUCCUAGUCAAUCGGGGUCGCGGUCACGGAGCUGCCAAAGCGGGGCAGGAGGAGGCCAUGCCGCCCGCGGAGGGCAUGGAAGCAGCCCCUGUCCCUGUGGCAACCGAGAGCAGCCUAGGAAAUGGAUGUCAGCGGGGAACUGGUGGGGAGAAGGCCCUAGAAACCUGUGGCACAGGGAGGUCGGAGCCUGAGCUGAUGGCUGGGGCGAAGGUGAGGGAAGUGAAGACUGAAAGGGGUACCAUCUUCCCUAUAGUAGUGGAUGAUGAGGAGAGGAAGGAGAAGCCAGUGGGUGAGGAAGUGGAAACGGUGGAGGAACCCAGAGCCGUAAACGUGGUGAAGGAUGAGGCAGGGCCUCGGGCCCUGAAUGAGGGUCUCCAUGUGAACCCCUUGGAGGCUAUCCAGCUGGAACUGGACGCUCUGAACGCUCAGGCUGACCGGGCCUUCCUCCAGCUAGAGCGCAGGUUUGGGCGCAUGCGGCGACACUACCUUCAGCGGAGGUACCGCAUCAUUCAGAACAUCCCUGGCUUCUGGAUGACUGCCUUUCAGAACCACCCGCAGCUGUCUGCCCUGAUUAGAGGCAGGGAUGCCGAGAUGUUCAGGUACUUAACCAAUUUGGAGGUGAAGGGGCUCAGACAUCCUAGGAUGGGCUGCAAGUUCAAGUUCUUCUUUCGAAGAAACCCAUACUUCAGAAACAAGUUGAUUGUCAAGGAAUAUGAAGUCAGACCCUCCGGCCAAGUGGUGGCUCUUGCCACUCCGAUCAUAUGGCACCCAGGCCGUGAUCCUCCGGCUUUCAAUCCUAGGAACCAAGACCUCACAUGCAGCUUGUUUGCCUGGCUUUCAGACCACAGCUUUCCAGAUGACAGGAUUGCGAAGAUCAUCAAAGAGGACCUCUGGCCAAAUCCACUGCAGUACUACCUAUUGCAUGAAGGGGCCCAGAGAGGUAGACUUCAUCAGAUAAGGGAGCUGGUGGAGAGCCCCAGGCCCUGUGGAUUCCAAUCUGGUUAACCUUUGCUCUUAGGAAUGCUCCCACACAAAGUCCCCUGCCAGACCUGUGUCUUGGCAACAGCAAGGGUAUUCCUUUCUUUGUUUUUGUGUUGACCUUUCUGUACCUUCCCUCCUCUGGACAUUGAGUUCUCUCAGCUUCUAGACUGAGACCUUCCUGGCUGUGCUG
Camelus dromedarius (Arabian camel) is the source of this 2123-nucleotide messenger RNA. It is a transcript of the gene TSPYL6, whose product is annotated as TSPY like 6. Gene Ontology annotation, biological process: nucleosome assembly. Gene Ontology annotation, cellular component: chromatin; nucleus. The record is from RefSeq and is a predicted model, not a curated record. NCBI's taxonomy places the organism in Eukaryota, Metazoa, Chordata, Mammalia, Artiodactyla, Camelidae. Gene Ontology annotation, molecular function: histone binding; chromatin binding.